Penicillium oxalicum is the source of this 1254-nucleotide messenger RNA. RefSeq lists its product as uncharacterized. The transcript is spliced from 5 exons. Bases 1 to 1254 code for a protein of 417 amino acids. Lineage: Eukaryota; Fungi; Ascomycota; Eurotiomycetes; Eurotiales; Aspergillaceae. Gene Ontology annotation, molecular function: oxidoreductase activity; FMN binding. The record is from RefSeq and is a predicted model, not a curated record.
AUGUCAGACCCCAAUAAUCCCAACAUUGAACUGAGAACCACUCCCCAGUGGUCACUCUACCGACGUGAAGCCUUUUGGAAUACCAACCACGGCCAAUAUCCGCCCUUUAACACGGAUCCAAUCGAAGUUGAAAAGCUUGCCAAAGAAAAACUGUCUCAAGGAGGAUGGUACUAUUCUUCAUGCAACGCAGGACUCUCAUGGACCCAUUUGGCCAACCGUCAGGCAUUCUACCGCCAUCGGAUCAUCCCUCGUACCCUCGUAGACACCAACCAGAGAGACACGGCCUGUGAAAUCUUCGGUCACAAAGUUGGUGCCCCCAUUGGAUUCGCUCCCAUCGGCAUUAAUCGCAUCUAUCACCCAACCGGAGAGCUCUCCGUGGCAAAAGUCGCAGAGGAACUCAAUCUCCCUUACUGCCUUUCCUCCGCUGGAAGUUACAGUAUUGAAGACGUCGGCAAGGCCAAUGGAAACGGACCCAGAUUCUUCCAGCUUUAUCAGAGUCAUGACGACGAAUUAGCCAUCUCGCUCAUGCAACGAGCUUGGAACUCUGGGUACGAUGCUUGUAUGUUGACGACAGAUACCUGGUCGCUCGGUUGGCGUCAUAAUGAUGUAUUCACGGGAAACUACGCCUUCUAUCACGACCAUGGCGCCGGGGAUAUCGCAUUGCAGGAUCCGGUGUUCCUUAGACGGCUGGAAGAAGCGGGAAUUGAUCCAAAGAAGAACCCCAAAGAGGCCGGUGCGAAGUGGAUCGAUGAGCACAUCUGGCACGGCCGAGCUCAUACUUGGGAAAAGGUCAAGUGGACGAUGGCGCAGUGGAAGAGGAUCAGUGGCGGCAGACCAUUCUGUCUGAAGGGAAUUCUCGAUGUCAACGCAGCAAAGAAGUGCGUCGAAAUGGGAAUUGACGGUAUUGUGGUAACGAACCAUGCUGGCCGCCAAGUCGACGGUGCUAUUGCUAGUUUGGAUGCCCUCGAGAAAAUUGUCGACGCGGUCAUGUUUGACUCUGGAGUGCGAACUGCAGCCGACGCCUUCAAGGCUCUUGCACUGGGAGCCAAAUUCGUCUUCCUGGGCCGCCUUUGGGUCUGGGGCCUCGGCAUCGCCGGUGAGCAUGGUGUUCGCCAUGUCAUGAAAAGUUUCCUGGCCGAGUUUGACCUGCUUAUGGAGGAGGCGGGAUUCCAAAGCAUUGAUCAGAUUGAUCGCACGGCUAUUGACAGUUUACCUAAUGCGGCGAACCUGAUCGCCUCUCAUGCGGGCAUAUAG